Molecule: messenger RNA, 6243 nt
Organism: Xiphophorus couchianus (Monterrey platyfish)
Lineage: Eukaryota; Metazoa; Chordata; Actinopteri; Cyprinodontiformes; Poeciliidae
Gene: c1ql4a
Product: complement component 1, q subcomponent-like 4
Exons: 2
Coding region: 203-928 (241 amino acids)
Molecular function (GO): protein binding
Source: RefSeq, a predicted model, not a curated record
CUUGGCCAACCAAUGCUCUAAUAACCCCGACCUUUAUCCCCCCCUAACAUCUUUUUGCACCUUUUCAUUCCAAACUGGUUUCUGGAGAGAUUUCAUCCUGGCCGGCACUAUUCCAGCCAAGGGGGAGGAGGACUUCCUCACACUGGCAGCUUCUCGGCUCAGUCGCAGGAAACGCGUGAUUGUAGCCGCUGUUGGCGUGGCCAUGGUUCUGAUACUGUUGGUGGCUAUUCCUCUGCUUGUUCACACAACCAAAGGUGGCAGUGCUGGGGCUACAGGGAGCCGAUAUGAAAUGCUUGGAAGCUGCAGGAUGGUGUGUGAUCCGUACGCUACCUCUCAGCCUGGUCAGGAGCUCAUAGCUGUUUCUCCACCCCCACAGGAAUACUCUGGAAAGAAGAUUAGGUCUGGACUUCGAGGACCUCCUGGGAAUCCGGGUCCUCCCGGGGAGCGCGGACCCCCGGGGGAGCCGGGGAAACCGGGGCCACAGGGACCCCCUGGUCCUGGUCCUGGGGGGUAUUCUCCCUCAAUCUACACCCCUAAAAUCGCCUUUUACGCAGGGCUACGCAAGCAGCACGAGGGCAGUGAAAUACUAAAGUUUGAUGAUGUGGUGACCAAUGUGGGCAACUACUAUGAGCCCAGCACCGGCAAGUUCACCUGCCCUCUGCCUGGCAUCUAUUUUUUCACCUACCAUGUACUAAUGAGAGGUGGUGAUGGGACUAGCAUGUGGGCAGACCUGAAGAAGAAUGGACUGGUAAGAGCAAGCGCCAUCGCUCAAGACGCGGACCAGAAUUACGACUACGCCUCAAACAGUGUGAUCCUGCAUCUGGACGUCGGGGAUGAGAUUUGCGUGCAGCUGGACGGAGGGAAAGUUCACGGAGGAAACCAGAACAAGUACAGCACCUUCUCUGGCUUCCUUAUCUACCCAGACUGAAGCUAAAUUUACAUUCAGAGGAAGAGAAAAAAAAAACAGAACCAUAGAAGAGGUUGACAAGGACAUGUACAGUAUGGAUGCAAAUAAAUGCACAUACAACAAUAACCACACACAUGCAUGUAAGCCAGCACACAUGCACACACCUACAUUGACGUGUUGUGAGAUUACAAUGGAUUGCAACGCGGCAAAUCUGAUAGAGUGACAAUUAAAUCCAGUGGUGAGAUACUGAGCCAAUGAUAAUCAGCAACAGCAUUUAUUGGAACACUUUUUGUGCAAAUAUAGAUAUCAGGAUAUACAGGACAACUUAAAAUAACUAUUUAACACCGAGGCUCAGAAAUAUCUAAAGUAUUUUAAUGUAAUCUAUAUUAACGUACAUGGUGAGAAUGAUGAUACAAUAAACACCAUAAGUUGGAUAGUUGAAAUGCAAUAAUGGUGUUGAUAAAAUGAAACUUUGAGGUGAAUGCAUAUUUAAUAAUCUCUGAUUUCAAUAAUUUCUGUUUUUAUGGUCGGCAUCUGCUUCGGAGCAUAUCACAGCAAAGCCUACCCAGAAUGACUUACACUUCUGUUGUAAUAAAUUAGAUCCUUUUGAGAUUGGAUCUGAGAUGAGACAAAACUGAUAGAAAAAUGUUGUCAUAAUCAUACAUGUAACAACAAACAGUGCCCUUCACAUUUGCCUCCACUGCUGGUAAAGAUGUACAAAACAGUGAAAACACUUCAAAAAUAAAUUCCUUUGUACUGCAGAAGCAAUACAUUCAUACUGAAAUUGUUUUGAAAAAAUCUAACCAUCAAUUUGAUUAAAUUUAUUUAGUGGGGGAAAAAAAUCCUUCUUCAUUUGAAAAUCACUAGAGCUACAAUUUCUAUAAAUUAAAUGUUUAUGAAAUAUUUAUUUAAUGUGUAUUUUACAUUUAAAUUUCUCAAGGUGCAAAGGAUCUUCAAUUGGUAAUCCAUAAACAUUCUUGUUUCCCCAAGUAUAUAACCAUAACUCAUUGCAUACCUUUUUCUCUUAGGGAUUCUUCCAAGCAGGAAAGAAAAGAAAACAUCUUCAUAAAUCUGAAAAUUCAAGAAAUGGCUUCUACUCAGUUGCCAAAAUAAUUAACGGUUUAAGACAACUGAGACUGGAACAAAUAAGGCUCUCUGAAAUUAUGCUUUUGCAAUAAAGUAAAAUAUAGUAACAUUUUAUAUCAUUUAAAUCAUGUAUUUGCAUACAGCAGUGUGUUAAAAGACACAUAGCUCUAUUUUCCCUAGUGUCUAAAUCAGACUAUGCUAUUCGUGUUUUAGGUCAGUUAGGAUUACCACAAUAAUGUCUAUUUAAUGAAUGUCAUAAUGAUUAGAGAAAUGAUUUUCAGAGGAUUCAUUAUCACUUCCUUCUAUUUCAGAAGUUUAUAGUAAAAUUACUAUGCAUUUAAACAUUUUGAGAAAGCUGAAAAGGCUAUUGCUCCGAAAGCAUCAACAAGGCUAAUUGGAAACCUCUAGUUGAAAUGCAAGCAAACCUAUGGAUUUAUUUUUGAAACACUACCUCUGUGACAUAUAGGGGAAAAAAAUCAAAACAUAUCUCCCAAGAUAUUUGGAAAAUAUUUACGUACCUCCACAGGUGAGUUAUACGCAUGUAUAAACAGUGUGCAAAUAUCGAGUCAAGAUACAGUUAAAAAAGGAGACGGAUUAUGUGUAAAAUGAGCCUGUUACUCAUAAAGGCAGAAAAGAAGAAGUCAUAAAUCCAAAAUCAAUGUAAACAGUUAUUAGAUUUCUGUUUGUCUACAUAUUGGGUCAAAGAGCUCAAUAUUUUUAGACCUGUGUCAUGUGGUCUGAUGAAAUAAAAACAAAUAUUGUAUUAUGCUUCUGGCAAUACUUUGGACAAAAAUUUUGUUCAAAAAGAGAACAUCAUAUGGGGGUUUAGCAUCAUAUUGUGUUUUAUGACAGGAGGAACUCAAUAUAAAAUUAAUACAAUAUUAGGUAAAAAAAAUAUUGAAACAGUGUCUCAAGACAUUUAAGUCUGAAUCCAAACAGGUAUCUUAAAAUGUACUAUUUCGUCCAUCGCGAAGCAUUUAUCUUAGACACACAGAAGAUUUGUGUACAAAGCUGAAAAGGUGUUAGAGGGCCUUCAAACCAGACUCGGCUCUGCCAGGAUGAAAGUGCCAAACUUCUGAAUUUCAAGAAAGUGAAAAAAGAUCUUAACUGUACUUGGGUUUUUAUCAAGUCAAUAUAAAUGUGUUAAUCCUAUCUGAGCUAAAACAUGAUUUUUUUUUUUUUUUUUUUGCUAUAACUACAUCUUUAUCAGGAGUGUCAAAAACUUUAGAGUAGCACCAAAAAGGAAAACCCCAAGAACAUAUCAUGUAUUGUGUAAAUAUCUUUUUUUUUUAUUCUUUGCUGAGUACAUUAUGUGAGUGAGAGUAUUUGUAUGAGUGAAUAAAAGUCACAUGUGCAGUGUUUUAAAUAGUGUAUCAGGCAUUACAGAUAUUUGCAAUGACUGUUUUACUUUCAUUACAUGUAAACACACCAACUUUGGGAUGGGCAGUCUGGAUUUAGAAGGUUGAGUGACCAAUUGCUAUUAAACCACCAGUACCAACUCUACCUGUUUCUGCGUGCUGUUUUUAACCUGGCAAAGAUCAGCAUAGAACACCGACAUGCACAUUCAACAUGGCCACACAACCCUCCAGUCCUCAAGCUCAGUUUUAUUUGAGGCGACCAUUUGGACUCACUAGUGUCGAUCGGGACAGUUGUAUGAACCGAGGGCAAAGAUCGAAGCUGACUACGGCCUCUGGCUGCUGCAAAAUGGAUUUUCAAUACGUCUCAGGAUACAAUCUAAGACCCAAACAUCAGCACAGCUUUAUAGGCCUCAGCCUGUCGUGCAUCCCGGAUCAACAAAGUCCAGACCAUUGAUACUUUUUAAAGGUAACACUACAUAGAGAUCAAUUUUACAAACAAAUUGGUUCAGUGUUCGAUAAGCCUGGAAAUUUAUUACAAUUACUGUAAAAAAGAAAGAAAGAAAAAGACACAGGAGGAAUAAAACCAUGGAGUGGGUUAUAUUUUGUCAGGUUUGUUCAUUGACAAUUUUGUAUUUAAUUUAUAAAUGUUGUGUGUGUUCGUCUCACUCUCUUUUGUACACAAGCACAAAAUAUCUUCUUCAGCAUCUUCACUGUGUGACUAAGCCCUCCAUACAUUGAAAAAAAUCAUAAAUAAGUAAUGCAGAAAAAAAACCGGAUGUAUUUGCAACUAUUACAGUGACAUUUUUAACUGCCUCAAAAAAUAAGAAGUAUCUUUAAAAUAUUCAAGUUGACAUUAUUUUCUAUUUGGUUGUUAACCUGCCAGCUAAGCUUUUUGCCAGCUUUUUUUUAUUUUUAAAUUAACUAAUUUAUUGUAGCCAAGCGAGUUUUUGAUUGGCAAGUUUGGUUAUGAUUGUAAUAAAAGAAAAACAAUACAAAAAAGUUCAAAGAAAGUAUGACUUUUUUUAAAGUCAUAUUUAGUUCAAUUAGUCCACACUUUUAACAGGGAAAAGAAACAUCAGAUAAUUCUGAGUAAUACAUCAUUCAGUAACAUUUACGUUUGUAAAGUCUUGCACCGAUUCCUUGUAGUGCUGAAAUAAAUUCCUUUACAUUUUUAAAACAGUUUAAACAAUGCGAUGAAAUUUAAAUCACACCUGUCAUCAAAUAACUGAGUCAAAUCCACAACGCCUCACAGAUUCGUCUGUGUGUUUAUAGAGAAAUGAACCCACAUCAUCCGCUUAAAAUCAGGCAGAAUGCUCAAGUAUUUAUAUAUAUAAAGGAAUUUCAUAAAAAAAAAAAAAUCUAAUUAGAGUAGAAUUGGUGUCAUUCCUGAAGUGAAGGAUUUGGGAGAAUCUGUUGUUUCUGAGCGGGAAAGAAAAAAAAACAAAACAAAAAAGAAAAACGAAGAAGGAUGAAGGCACACCAAGCCUGGGCCCAGCCCACGGCUUUCUCUCCUGGCAGAUUCCAGUUGAAAGUUAAUUGGACGGGGAGAGGUCUGAGACGGGCUGCGCCGAGGCCCAUUAGUGAUUCCCCUGUCGAAUGCAGAGCCACGAGGAUCACAGACUCACAAAUAGGAGGAUUAAAAUAAUCAAUAGCCUUGACUUCUAUCGACCACACACACACACACACACACACAGUAAUUAGUAGAGAACCUAUUCAGUGGUGGACUAUGACACCCUCCCAAACCUUAAGCACCCCACAACCUCACACACAAUCUCCACUGUUUGACAGCGGUGGUGCCUAAUGAGGGAAAAUAGUUGUGACUGCUUGAGAAGAAAAUGCAGGAAAAGGUCAUGAAACCACUGAACAACCUUUUACUGCUUAUGUUAGCACCUUUGUAUCCAAGAAAAUAAAAUUAUGAAAAAAAAAAUCAAAUCCUGUAACGUAACUUUGCUUAUGUUUUAGCAUUCAUUGCAAACAAUAGACUAGAAAUGGGGAGCCAACAAUCGCUACACACAGUCUUACAUUUAGCUCAACACAGACCUGAUCACAACUGUAUAUAAACAGUGUAGUAUGUUAUGGUUCUUGCUUUAACACUGAGACUAAAUCAAAGUAACAACACUGCCCUCUUGUGUGACAUGAGAAAACUGCAAAAAAAAAACAGACAUUUCUGUCCAAGAUAUUUUACACACAACUGCUUCACAUACUCUCACCGGCCACUUAACAAAUUCACCUUGCUAGGACUGACUUAGAUCCUCCUUAACUUGCAGAAUUACAUGAGCUCUCACACACAGUGAGAAUUCAUACAAUAUGUGAUAAAUAUUCAGAGCUUUUUCCUCCAUACCGUACAUUACACAUCUGUUAAAUUGAAGUUUCGACCAUUUGGUCAGUGUAUUUAAGUAUAUUCAGCCAACCUGAACAUACAAAAAUAAAUAAAAUCCACUUAGACACAAAAGCAUUUCAGGAAAACACAUUUAUUUAAAUGCAGCAACAAAUUUUGGGCCAAAUUUAUAACAUGGGGAAUGCUUUGAAAUGUUUCCAACUACAGCCUUUGAUAUUUUUAUGAAUCAAUCUGGGACAUUUAAUCCAAAGCAAGUCAUAGAAAUAUGUAUAUACGAUAUAUAUUAUUGUCUUGCCCAAUUUUAGUUACAUCAUUACAGCUUAUGGUGCAUUUCGAAAUGUUACAAACUAUGCAAGCACAAAUAAUCCUCAAUGAAUACAAGGUUUAUACAUGUGAACAGAUCUAAAAAUGGUGCUUUAUGGUCUUUUCUAGGGAAUGUAAAGGCACUUCUUAAAUUAAAACUGUAAAAUAAACUCAUGUAAAAGGUUGGGGUGAGCUGGCAAAGCUAAAUGGAAAUAUAUAGGAAUGUGAUUCUGCGAAAAUGAAAAAAAAAA